This is a messenger RNA of Esox lucius (northern pike), 6841 nucleotides long. It is a transcript of the gene yeats2, whose product is annotated as YEATS domain containing 2. NCBI's taxonomy places the organism in Eukaryota, Metazoa, Chordata, Actinopteri, Esociformes, Esocidae. The transcript has 30 exons. Gene Ontology annotation, cellular component: NuA4 histone acetyltransferase complex. The coding region runs from base 412 to 4821 and encodes 1469 amino acids. The record is from RefSeq and is a predicted model, not a curated record. Gene Ontology annotation, molecular function: histone binding. Gene Ontology annotation, biological process: chromatin remodeling; regulation of transcription by RNA polymerase II.
ACCAUUACACCAAGUACUGCAACAUUCUUAAUGUGUAGUUUGUUCUGAUUUUGUGUUGUUUGGAUUAUGAUUAUGUUUUCUAGCGCGCUCCUCUGGUUCAUCGCAAGAAUUGCAAGGCCCAUCUGUUUACAAGCGUAUGCCCCAUGCCAUUGGGCUAGCUCGAAAUACAUACCCAGCAAAACAUUACCUAGUAUACCUUGGGGUGAAUGAAAACUCACUUGAUAUUGAAACGUCCAUUCACUGCGCCUUGCUCCACAGGGAAGUAAUUAUUAAGCUACAGAAACCUGCGUAUCUUCUUGCUUGCCAACACAAUCACAACACACGUUCAGCUAGCUAGCUAAUUAGCCUACUAGCAACAUCCUGCAUUCCUCCCGGUUCCUGCACCACGAGAGUGAGGUCUCUAAGGUAGUCAUGUCAGGCAUCAAGAGGAAGAUUGAGGACAAGGAUCCAGACUAUGAGGACAUCUCACAGGUUCAGGAGAAUAAGCGACACAAAGUUGUGGAACAAAAUGCAAGGGAAGCUACGGUGCAGAAGAUUGAGGUCAUCAUCAAGAACCAGUUCUCAUUGGAGAUGAAGAACAAAGAGCAUGAGAUUGAAGUGAUUGGUCAGCGGCUGAAUGAGGCCAGGCGAAUGAUGGACAAGCUCAGAGCCUGUAUAGUGGCCAAUUAUUAUGCCAAUGCUGGGAUGCCCAAGAUCCAAGAGCAGGCCUCCAAGAGUGACCCGGCAGUGCUGAACCACCCGGCGAUCAGGCGUUUCCUGGAGUCCCCCUCCCGCUCCUCGUCCCCCCUCAACCAGGGCUCGGACGCCCACUCCCUGGGGCCCUCGGAGGCUGAGUCCCUGUCCCAGCAGGGCGAGGGACCAGAUAAGGAUUUGGAGGGGGCCUGGAGAGAGGACGGUGGACGGCAGGAACGUAGACCGGGCCGAAACACAGGGAAGGACACGUUUGGGGUCCCGUCUUCAGUAGUGGGGGAGCAGAGAGUGACCUACCACACUACAAGUGACCAGGCCUCCAGGCUCUACAUUAAGAAGACCAUCGUCGUGGGAAAUGUCUCAAAGUAUAUCCCCCCUGACAAGCGGGAGGAAAAUGACCAGUCGACCCAUAAAUGGAUGGUGUAUGUCCGAGGCUCCCGGAGAGAGCCCAGCAUUGACCACUUUGUGAAGAAAGUCUGGUUCUUUCUACAUCCCAGCUACAAACCCAAUGACCUGGUUGAAGUCAGUGAGCCUCCAUUCCACCUGACUCGUCGUGGUUGGGGGGAGUUUCCUGUCCGAAUCCAGAUCCACUUCAAAGACCCUCGGAACAAACGCAUAGACAUCAUACACCACCUCAAGCUGGACAGAACGUACACCGGCCUUCAGACGCUGGGGGCAGAAACGGUGGUGGAUGUGGAGCUCCACAGGAACUCCCUGGGGGACGACUACGCCCCCUUCCCCUCUUCCUCCCACAGCCACCACAAUCGUGCAGCUAGUCCCAUGCCCCCCUCCCCUCUGCCCCAGACCCCAGGCCUUCUCCCUGACCGCUGCAGCUCUCCGCUCCCCCUCUCACAGGACAGCCAUCCCACCAUGGCAGAGAAAGGUCUCCCCGUCAAAGCCGAGUCUGGGAGGUCUGGACUGUACAUCGCGCCCCUCACAGCGUCUGAGCGCGCCCCGUCUAGGCCUAAAGUUACAGAGAAGAUUUUGCUGGGUUCCCAUGGCAAUUCUGCCUUCCAGCCAAUUACAGCCAGUUGUAAGAUCAUCCCCCAGGGACAGGCACCCAGCCCUUCUGAGUCCCCUGGGAAAUCCUUUCAGCCAAUCACCAUGAGUUGUAAGAUUGUGUCAGGUUCGCCAAUCUCAACGCCCAGCCAUUCACCACUCCCGCGGACCCCCACUUCCACCCCAAUACACACCAAACAGGGCUCCUCCAUGCUUAACAACCCUUACAUAAUCGUCGACAAGCCCAGCCAGGUCAUUGGCAUGACAACGACCUCCGCCUACGCAGGAAGUCCGUCAGCUAAGCAGUCGGGUGUGACGCAGGGCACUCGCUCUCCAGCCCCCAAGGUUCCCACAGGCAGCUUCCUGUCCUCAGGCAUCAAGGUCAUUAUCAAGCAGGAGCCAGGAGAAGUUCCCACUCAGCAGCACCAGAUGGUUUCCACGGUAACGGCAGCCCAGCAGCCCGCAACACAGCAGUUUGUCGCAGUGAAGGGAGGUCAUGUGAUCUCCAUGUCGCCACAGAAACAGACAGCAGGGGCCUCUGGGACUGGGGCCACACCCAGCAAGGUCCUGGGUAUUCCUGUAAGCUCCGCCCUCCAGGCAGCAGUUAAGCAGGUGGCCAUUAGCAGCGGCCAGAUCCUGGUCGCCAAGGGUAACCCCUCUGUCUCCAAGGUGAUGGGGGGGAAGCAGGUGGUCGCUCAGGGUGUUGCCAAGGCUAUCGUGAGCGGGGGGGCCGGUAGCAUCGUGGGUCAGCAGGUCAUUGCUAAGGCAACAGGGGUUGCGGGGGGAACAGGAAAAAGUGGAGUGAUGGCAACCCUCCAGCUGCCAGCCAACAACCUUGCCAAUCUUGCCAACCUGCCCCCGGGCACCAAGCUCUACCUCACCACCAACAGCAAGAACCCGUCAGGGAAGGGCAAGCUGCUGCUCAUACCGCAGGGAGCCAUCCUCAGAGCCUCCAAUUCAUCAGGUCAGCAGUCCCAGAGCAGCUCCUCUACGGGCUCCGGUUCUCAGACUCCAACCUCCUCCUCAAGCAGUCUACCUUCUAACCUCUCCUACACAUCAUACAUCCUCAAACAGACUCCACAGGGCACUUUCUUGGUUGGUCAGCCGGCGUCGCAGAGCGUGGGGAAGCACGGGGCAACAGGCUCCGCCAGUAACGUGGUGUCGUCCCCUGCAGCGGUCACCCAGCAGGCCAUUCGGGUCACCGCUGGUCAGAAGGCUGCCAUUUUGGCUCAGGCACUGGGCGGGUCCCAAGCCUCCCAGGUAAAGCUGUCUGAUGGCACAGUGAAGAUGGUAACCACAGCGACAGCUGCUCACCUGUCGAAACCUGGCACAACCACACUCAGGAUGACAGGCGGAGUCAUCACUGCCACUAGCUCCACCCCCAGUGCUGUCACCAUCCCCGCUGCCACGGCAACUGUCAGUCAUCAGCUUGCGGAUGGUUCGGUUCAGGCCAAACCUCUGUCACAUUCUGUCCUGAUGGCAGCCAACCAGGCCGCAGUCAUCAGUGCCGCAAAGAACGCCAGUGCCGCUACCGCCGUUACCAUGACCAAGAACGCCACGGCAACUGCCGUUACCAAAAGUGUUGCCGGUUUGGUUACCAUGACGAAGGGUGCCGCUGCGACCGUCACCUUGACAAAGGGUCCUAACCCAUCUGGCACCGUGGUCACGGUGGCCAAGAGUGUAAACAACAUGCCCGUCAUCAGCAUGGCCAAAGGGGCGGGGUCUACGGUUGUGGGCGUGCCAAAGAGUGCCAGCACCACAUUGGUCAGUGGAAUGACUGCAGGGGGAGGGAAGACUGCGGCCACUCUUUCAGGUAUGCUGAAGAUCCACUCGGGCGCGUCCAGCUCCCAGCAGACAGUCCUGACCAUCCCCACCAACCAGCUCAAACAGCUGGGGGUGGGCACAGCCACAGGGGGGCUACAGACCAUACUCAUGCCGGUUGGCAAAGUAGUCCAGUCUAGCAGUGUAUGUAAAGGGCCAGCUCCCAGUCCUGCAGCUGGAGCCACUCCCAGCCCUGCAGCCGGAGCUACUCCCAGUCGUGCAGCUGGAGCCCAGGCCUUCCCGACCCCCUCCCUCCCCCUGCCUCCGGCUCAAGUCAAGACUGAGCCAGGACUCUCUACACCCAUCUCUACUACACCUGCUCCGUCGCCCCCGGUAACAGCCCCUGUCGCUUGCUCAACCCCUGUACCUGCCCCCCCCACUGCCUGCGCCUCAGUCAAACUGGAGCAGGGCGCUGAUGUCACAACCCACCACCUCGUUGAGGUCAUCAAUACGGAACAUAUAGAGACCCUGAUGCAGCUGCUCACCGCCGUGGUGAAGAAGUUCCCCCUCAUUGUACCAGAGAAAACCGAAGACUCCCAUCCGUUCUGUGCAGUGUCUACGGAGCAAUACUACUCCUGGAACAUCGGGAAACGCAGGGCUGCAGAGCUCCAGCGGGCGGUGGCUGUGAAGCGUGUGGUCCAGGAUGUGCUGGAGCGCUGCCCACGCCUGCAGGCCCUCACCCCCCCUAAGACCAGAGAGGUAGUCCAGUGGUGCCGACAGCGAGGCUACACGCCCCCGGACCCCGAGCCCCAGCGCAGCGCUCGGCCUGAGGAAGGAUCCAUGGAGGACAUCCUGACACAGAUAGACAACGAGCCAGAGUGCCCCUCUACUCUGGGUAGCUGUGAGGAGCUGGUUCAGCGGUUGGAGCAGCUACAGACCUUGCUGAAGACUGAGCCCGAGGACCAUGACGAUGAGGUCCUGGACAUCAUCAGUGUGACUCCUCCUUCCCAGAGGUUAAAGGUCAAGGAGGAGGAACAGGAAGAUGACCCUGAACCAAAGUACUUCCUUGCUCCAGAACCCGCGACCCAGUUCAUCAGCGACACAGCCCAACAGAUUGGUGUAUCCUUCCAGCAGGUGGAGGUGGUGAAGAAUGUGUUUGCACCAGUGAUGGAGGCAAUGAUACUUAAGGCCACAGAGCAGUUUGCCAGUGACAUCCUGAGAGAAGCCCUGGCAGGAGCCCAUGUCAGGUCCUCUCAGAACAGGCCUCCCCGGGAGAUAACAGCCAUGAACAUCCACCAAGCCAUCUGUGCCAUCCCCACCUGUGACUUCCUCACCAACACCCACAUGGGCUACCUGACCAAGGAGGACUGACACACACACACACACACAUUACCGAAGGAGAACGUCCACUCGGAGGACGCUGCUGCCAGCACUUCCGCCUGGAGACAGUUUGGUCCGAUGUGGUCCCGUCUGUCCACUGUUGAACUGAACCACGGUCUGUGUAGAAGAGCACUACGGCUGCAACAGGAACCGUCGGACCGCGUCAGUUUGUCACCCGGUUCCUCUCACCGUCUAUUUGGUUUCGCCUGCCACAUUCGCUGUCCCAUCCACUCCAGUCAUUAUCGAGAUGAACUGUGAUUAGUUGCUUUAGCUAAGGGCUCCUGGAAAUGCAGAACCAAUUUGUUUCUGUUAGUUUAACUGAAACUUUAAACAAUGAGUCUGCUACUUUUCCUAUCUGCUGUUUCAAGAACGCAGACAACACUAACAUCUGGGUGAAUUUCAGGACUGCGGAAUUCUGGUUUAGAGAAGACAAGACUUAUUGUAGCCAGGCAACAAGUGUUCAGCGGGGGUGUCUUAGCAAAGGCCACCCCGGGACCAUUCAUAACAUAGUUGGCAAAGCCCGUUCUUUAAUAAUCUCUUUGGGUCUGUAUAAACAAGUCCACCUGACCCUUACUAAUGUACUGUCCCUCCUGCUGCAGGGACAAUAAAGGAAGCAAAUCUCCGGCUUUAAGGGAACCUUUAAAAUGCUUUUGAAUGUUAACACAGGUGAGAUUAUCUCCUCUACAGUUAAUGUUAACACAGGUGAGAUUAUCUCCUCUACAGUUAAUGGGUGGGUUGAACAGUCAGUACCAUUACAUGGGGUUCUAGUGUCAGGUGUUUCUUUGAGUGACUGUUAUGCUAGGUUAUGUAUCCCCAUUCUGGUCCCUCAACCCCCCCAACCCCCCCAGUCUGGGGACUGAACAACAUCACAUGAACGUUGUAUUAAACAUAGUUGGCCUAUAAAUGUUUUCUAAUGGUUAAAAAAAAGAAAUAUGGGACAGUUUGUCUGGAUUAUGUGUUGAAAUAUUAAGAUAAAGAGAAGAGUGAAGCGGCUUACAAACAUUCUGUAUUGAUUAGACAACUUCCCUUAAUACCAGUCUUAAUUUUAAUAUACUAUGCUGGGAGCAGUCCCAUUGUCACUAAUUUAAUCAAGAGAUACCUUGAACCAUAAAUUGGAUUGGAGAUGGUUCGGUUAUUUUCCGUUAUGAAUUUUUCGACAUUUCACAGACUCGAUUUUUUUGUUUGUAUUUAGUCAUGAACUGACUAAGUUGGAAUGGAACAAAGACCAAUCCUUACUUGUGUGUCCAGUGUGUAAGCUCCUGACCUGGUCCCAGAUCGAUGUGUGCUCCAGACGACUAAGCAUGUACAUAUGGCAACGUUCAGGACUGGGCCUGCAAAAGCACAUACCAAUCUGGAACGGGACCAGUUCCACAUGUCACUGAAGGACUACUGUUCUCAUCUGAGAAUUCGUAGAUUACAAACACAUUCAUGAGUCCUUGAUUAACAUUGGGUUUUGACCCGGUCCGCUCCCAUUGCGUUGACCGCCUGUUGUUGAAGUACAUUUCAAAUGUUCUGUUUUCCCUACAGGUUGUCUCUCCUUACCACUACAACCGUGCGUGUGUUUCUAGUCUGUAUGAAUGACUGCUUCUGAAUGCAUAUCAAGCCCUGCUACCAGCAACAUCAUUUCUAUGGAGUGUCAGGAGGUUUGUGGUUUUGUGUGCGUUUGUGUAUUUAUGUAUUGGUUUGUGUUUGAGUGAGUAAAUGUGGUUGUGAAGUCUGUGUCUUCUGUAACUGUGUGAGUGAGAAAGUAAAGAUGAAUUAAUGAAAAUAUCUGUUUAUUAUUUUUGAUGUUUUGUACAUGAUUUUUGGUGGGUAUAUAUUUGUUUUUCUGUAUGAAUCUGGUGAGUGUAGUGUGUUGUGUGCUGACUUAAAGGAGUGGUAGCCUUGCCCGUUUGACCAAACUAAGUAUUCUAGAAAUAAUAUCAAUUGACCAUUGUAUAUUAAUUUUCCAGUACACACCAAAAAUAUGAUCAAUAUUCUUGUAAUAAAAUGGAAAACCUGUUUAAAAAAC